UCGCACGAAACCUUACGAACUGACAAUGUACCAGAAUUUCGUGACUGAAAAUACCUCUACACCUUCAGUCGAAAUUUUUUUAAGAGUGUGAUCUGGUGUGAAUUUGUGAGGACUUUUUUCUUCUUUUUUUUAACAAGUGAAAUUACGUCGUCUCAGAUAACGAACAUGUCAUUCUUUCGUACAAGACCUAAUGAGCACAGGUAAAUGAGAUUGCGCGCGUGCGAGUGCCCCAGACAAAACCCCAGAUGGACAGGUUAAAGACGGAACAAAAGAGAAAACAUGCAACACGCGGAAGAACCAUUUCCGAGAGAUCACCCGCUUAAAGGUGAGAUGCAGGAAAAUAAUCUCCGCCAAAGAUUGGAUCCACAGCCCCAGCCUCAGCUUUAUAAACAAGGAGGAGGAGAAGAAGAAGAAGAACAGCUGUUAAAACAUCACCAAUCCCCGAACCAGCUGUCAGACCAUCAAGCACAUCAUGUCCAGGAAAUCUCCAAACAUCCUCACAUCGCAGCGGAUUCCAGCGCAGGGAGAGGAGACGGGUUCAGGCAGAUGACAGGUCGGGAGCGGAUCAGCAUCAACAAAGACUUGAUCGGGACUCCAUCAAAUUUCCAACACAUCGGCCACAUCAAUCGAGAGAUUACUUCCACUCAGACCACAGAGGAAGUCAGAAAUCUCUUCCAAAUGGUAAAUUUAUAUCAAGAGCAAGUGGGUUUGUUACCAGGAAAAACUACAGAUGAAGAGCCAGUUGUAUUCAGCGGCAGCGAGGGCGUAAACCAGCUGGUCGAUAUUCCGCUGGCAGGUGAUCGGGGCCUCGAGGACACGGAGCGCGAGGCGGGCGGGGUUCCCCAGAGGCAGUCUCCGGUCCUCGAAGACUCCGUCGACCACGAUCGCACUGACUAUGAUGUCGAGCUCAGGAAAGAGAGGCACGGCAUCCCAUCCGCUUCCAAGCACAGAACAGCUUACAAUUUCGAUCAACAAAGACAAGCACAAACACCUCAACAGACGGACCAGGCGAUAGUCCUUGAUAGAGUCAAGGUGCAAGAUGACUUCGGAGAGGAAGAUAGAAAGGUGAAGAAGAACACAAGGAAGUCUUUGUCGCCUCGUCUCUUGGGCUCCUCCAGCUCUCUGACAAGGGAGGGGAAACUAAGGAAGGAAAUGAUUGGCUCACCUAAGGACUUCCAGCAUGUGAUGGGCGCGGGUCACAUGCUUGAAUCCCACGAGAAAAAGUCUUCAUUGGCAACGUCACAAACAAAGAAAGAGGAAACCGAAGGAGGAGGAACGAAGGAUCCAGCACAUGACCGCGUCUCUUACAUUAGAAAGGACAUGAUUGGGCCGCCCACCGAUUUUCUCCACGUGAUGGGCGCCGGCCAGAUGCGCGCCGCCCACGAGAUACCGCCCACACACACGCCACCGAACGCCAUUGCCAGCGACGCGGAAGGAAGGGAGGAGCAAAAAGAACUUCCUUAUUAUAGACGUCCUCAGCCUUCUGCGCCUCCGCCUCCUCCGCCCUCUGCCCUUCCCCCUUCGUCCGCCCGUAUUAAAGGCGGUAGACUAAGGAAGGACAUGAUCAGUGCGCCAACAAAUUUCCACCAUGUGAUGGGCACCGCCCCUUACCACGCCUCCCUAGAGGGGCCGAUAACCGAAGAAGAUGGUGGAGAAAAAAGUAGCUUAGAAGAACGUAUAGCAGUCUCAGCCAGAUUAGGUCAAGACAGUUCGGAUUUGACCAAACCCAUAAGAAAGAAAAGCGCGAUCGGGCACCCCACCAACUUCCAGCAUGUGGUCCACGUCGACACCAGCACGCCGGAGUCCGACCUGAAACAGCUCCUGAUUGAGAAGACCAGCGAUGCGAGUAUGCACGGCUCUGCUCAUGACGUCAGGAAGAUUCCUGCAGGCCGGGGAGGAGGCAGGCAAGGAGCCGAAGGGAAAGGCGGCUCCUCAGCGACGCGCCCCUCGGCCCAUGCCAAGAUAAGGAAGGACAUGAUAGGAACCCCAACCAACUUCCAACACAUAUCUCACGCUGGACUCGAUUUGGGGAAGGCAUAAACAAACCACGUAUCGUCAUAACGUAGGACUCAUACAUUAAACACACGAAGCCUCCCCUCAUCCCCGGCGGACCCACGGCACAGCAAACGGCACAAGCUUCGAUCUCAUGGCGCUUCGUUGGCGGGGGGGGGGGGGGGUCGGGAGAGGAGCGAACAAGAGGAUCUUCUUGCUUUUCUAGUCUCGAUCUGCGUCUUCUUCGGCCAGUCCUUUGUCACGGGCUUGAUAAUCAAAAUGUGUUCAGUCCAAGAUCAUGUAUCAUUAUAUAGUUAUUAUGAA
Messenger RNA from Penaeus indicus, 2316 nucleotides. RefSeq lists its product as uncharacterized. Gene Ontology annotation, molecular function: small GTPase binding. The transcript is spliced from 18 exons. Bases 280 to 2040 code for a protein of 586 amino acids. The record is from RefSeq and is a predicted model, not a curated record. NCBI's taxonomy places the organism in Eukaryota, Metazoa, Arthropoda, Malacostraca, Decapoda, Penaeidae. Gene Ontology annotation, biological process: regulation of Rho protein signal transduction. Gene Ontology annotation, cellular component: plasma membrane.